This is a messenger RNA of Symbiodinium pilosum, 1614 nucleotides long. Lineage: Eukaryota; Dinophyceae; Suessiales; Symbiodiniaceae. The record is from the annotation of a GenBank genome assembly.
AUGCAGGAUACUUUAGUGCUCUGCAACCAAGAGGACGCACUGCAAGACCAGAACGGCAACGGCCUUUGCUGGUACAACAGCGACAGGAACUACCUCCGCUGCUGCGUCCAUGCGGACCCAGACUGCUGGCAGGGCAUUUGGGCGACGGAGGGGCUUUGCUGCCAUCCCUUGACAGACACCUACCAGCAAUGUUUUGACUCUAUUGAGCAGAACGUUGAGGCUAAGCUGGGUAAAGUGCGAAAUCUGCGAGCAGAGGCCGAGGCAGUGGGACUGGAGCAGGUAGCUUUGGAUAUCAGCCAGCACAUCUAUUCCUUCGAGGCUUUGCUGGCCCAGCCACUGGCUAUGUGGUCCUACGCAUGCAGUGUCCCUGACAAUCCGCUUAUUUGGAGUCCAUCCUGUGACUGCUGCGACCCACAGGAGCUGCAGUGCGCAGAUGGAGGCCUGCGUCCUGAUGAAGAAGAGAUAUGGCUUCAGUACGCGAGGUGCUGCUUCCCGGUAUAUGAACGGAAGAGUCUAGCUGAAGCAGAUGCAGCACUCCAAAGAAGCAUUGAAGCUGACUUGCAAGCAUUGCGGCCAUUGAGAUCAACCAUUCAACAAGAGGGCCAACAGCUUGCUUGGAACAUGGGUGGAACGUCGCUUGCAAAGGGCUGUUUAAUCUCAAUCCAUGAGAAUGGAACAGUCACAUCAUGCCAGGAGAGCCAUGCCUGUCAUGGUUUUGACUGCUCCUACCUUCGUGCGGUCAUGCUGGCUGUGCGCGUAAUACAGGCAAUCCACCCGCUGCCCCCCAUGGAGUUCAUUCUGAACGCUGGUGAUGAAACGAUCGAGAACACGUUGCCAGAUGCACCGAUUUUCACUCGCACAGGGACACGCUGGACUGCCACAUUGGCAUUGCCCUUUGAGUGGCAGCUGCACCCUACACAAUGUGUUCGAAAGCUCAAAGAGGGCAUGCUGGCGUUGGAGCAGAGCAAGUGGGAGGACCGUGCAUCCAUCCUUGUCUGGAGGGGAACGCAUUCAAAUCUGUGGCAUCCAGAGUGCAGGGCUGCACCGGCAGCAGAGGAUGACUUGAUGAUGGCUAGAUGUGUAAAGUCACCACCUGCCCGCACCCCUGCGUGGAACUUCAGCACAUGGCUCCAGCUGCCUCGGGGCCGGUUGCUUUGGUUAAGCCGUUUCGUUCCAUUUAUUGAUGCCAAGUUAGUCGAGUCCAGCACUCUGCCACCAAUGGCUGAAGACUUGGAGCUCUUCUUGCGGGAUGAAGGGCUCUUUGCUCCGCGGAUGGAUGCUGGUGACUUUCAGCAGUUCAAAUACCAAGUUGCAAUGGAGGGAAAUUGCGCGACUGACCGCCUGUCCUGGCAGCUCUUCAUGGGCUCGGUGGUUCUCAUUCCAGAUCAGCCAUGGCAGGUCAUGUCGCCGCUGAAUUUGCUGGAGCCAUGGAUCCAUUUCGUUCCAGUUGCGUACGAUCUGAGCGACUUGGUGGACCGGCUGUUGUGGCUAAUCGCACACGACGCGGAAGCCAAAGCCAUAGCGCAAAAUGGUGUUGCAUUUGCUCACCGUUCCACGGCUCAAUUCAGCUCGGACACAUCAAAGUUUAUUGUUUCAACUUUGCUCAAAUCUUGA